UGUAGUCUGUUAAGUCACUUAAACCAGUUUUGGAUUUGGAACGGCUUUAAAAAUGGCUAAACCAGCUACCAUCCUUGAGUAAGCGGAAACUAAUUCUAUGGGGAACCAGAAAAAUAUGGGGAUUUUAUUGCUAAUGUUAAAACUGACAUUAUGAUUAAUUAAAAUGUCAAACAACUAGCAAUAUUCUUCUUUAAAGGAUUACUGCAUAUAGUUUGUUUACAUUUGUUGAAGCUUGUCACAGCUUUCCCAAACAAGGUAGCCUAUUCUAGCCUAAAAAUCACCCAAACCUCUCUAAAACCAUCCAUAGAUCGUAGUCUGCAAACCAUCUUGGACUAGUUUAUGUUGUUUUUCCGACACAGUAGCGAUUGCAAAUUCUUGCAGGAAGAGUUCCCUCAGGGAAAGGCUAUUUCACUACUGUUAAAUGACCUACUUUUAAUGUGACUAAUAGGAAAGAUGAACUAAUUCACUCCAUUUAUCAUGAUGCAAAACACUGCUUGUCUGUGUGUGUUUAAAAUGAGGGCGCCCGGGUCACUUAACCCCGCUAAAUACGGUGAUAAAUCUCAGACUUGCCGUCGCAAUGCUGAACUGCUCUGAACUGGACUACAGAAUGAAUCUCAGUGUGACUCAGUUUGCUGUGAUGCACAGAUUCACAAACCAGCUCCACGCCCACCACAAAGCGAAGGGCACCUCACGCGCUGGACGAACACUCGGAUUUGUCCUCGAGAAGUUACAGAAGAAAGAACAUGCGGCAAAACUUGAAUCUGGCUUUUUUAUGGACGUUAUUGAGCUGGAGUCGUUCGUGAACAGCCCUCCUGAUGGAUUCACUGUCGAGAGUCGCGGGGGCAGCAGAGUCGUGAAGUGGGUUCAGGAGAACAUCUGCGUGUUCAUCGAUGAGAUGCAGUCUAGCGAGGAGAAAGUGAUUUUCUGUAAUUCUCCAGGAAGAAAAGUCAUAGUACGCACUUUGAGGGAGUACACAGAUUUGAGACGACAGCUAACCUCAAAAAGAAUAUACAUCCUGGUGUCUGCAUGCACCAAAACAAAGGUCGAAGAAAAGAGAAAGAGAGAUGUUCCAGUUCUUGGAUAUUAUGUGGUGGCGAUCAACGGCAGUCAUCCAAUGAUCAGAUGGGAGAUGGAGAGAGGCUUAGACAUGACUAUUUCAUCUGUUGCUGGAGAAAGUUAUACAGUUGAUGUUGAUGUUAGUGCUGCACUAGAAGGAUGGGUCGGUGAGAGCUUUCAAAUCCUUGUUGAUGUAGAAAAGGUAAAACCCAUUUGGAAAGAUACACAUUUCACCAUCAAGUACCGUUCUGACGCCCUUUUUGACUUUCCCUACUGGUUCGGCUGCAGCAAACGACAGUUCAAGGUCUCUUACCAUGGAAGAUGAGAUCAACACCCAAAAUGUUGUGUGAAACAGCAAAUAUCUACUGAAAACAGGCUUCAGUCUGUGGAAAUUGAAGCCCCGCACAGAUGUUGAGACCAUUAAUGCACCUUUAAGGACAGUUUUACUGUAAAUAAAGCUUUAUUUUGCUCAUGUCAGCAGUAAUACAAAAAAUCACAGGGAAAUGGAGAUCACUGGAACUUAAUCUUAAUUAUAAUUCUGUUGAAGCAGAAAGGUAAAUUUCAUAAAUCCUCACAUUGUAAACUAGCAAACUCAAGAUGGUUAAAAUGCGUUUUUAAAAGGAUCACUCUAUGCAAAAUUGCCCGAAUGUCUUCAUUGCUUUAAAUAGGUCAUAUCAUCUUUUUGGAUUGCUGAAAUCAAGCCAAAUAAACAGAUAAUUAUAUUAUCUUAACAUCAAGUUACGCUCUGUGUAGCACCUACAGCUCUGCAUAUACUUCCAGAGAAUCAAUAGAAACGUGCAGUUAGGGCUGGGUGAUAAAACACUAAUUAUCGUGAUUUAAUUCUCCUCGAUAAAA
This is a messenger RNA of Cyprinus carpio (common carp), 1911 nucleotides long. RefSeq names its product mesenteric estrogen-dependent adipogenesis protein-like. Gene Ontology annotation, cellular component: cytoplasm. NCBI's taxonomy places the organism in Eukaryota, Metazoa, Chordata, Actinopteri, Cypriniformes, Cyprinidae. The record is from RefSeq and is a predicted model, not a curated record.